UGAUCUCAUCCCAUCACAUCUAUGCCAACAACAGACAACAGGAAUCCACGCAUAGAAUCACACGAUCGCAUCACAAACCCUGCAACCAAGCCCACAUAAUUCUAAAUCAAUCGCUCCAAACCCAAAACAGAUCGGUCUUUGAAUGCUUUUUUUCACUGCUUCGAUCACAGACGUAAUCCCUUGGAAAAUCGUAAAACCUUGCGUUCCUAUUGAACGGCAUUCGAUUCAUCUGUUGAAGAAUUACAAUCAGGCAUUAGCUCUUUGAUUGCAAAAUGGUGUUGGUUUUAUCUGUAAGAGAUUAUGUAAAUCGAAUGUUACAAGAUAUUUCUGGCAUGAAAGUCCUCAUACUUGAUUCCCAUACGGUUAGUAUUGUCAGUGUCGUGUAUUCUCAGUCCGAACUUCUGCAAAAAGAAGUGUUUUUGGUGGAAUUGGUUGAUUCCAUCUCCAUGCCAAAGGAGUCCAUGUCACAUCUUAAAGCAGUUUACUUUCUGCGCCCAACAUCAGAGAAUAUUCAGCAUUUGAAACGUCAACUGGCUAAACCUCGAUUUGGAGAAUAUAACCUCUUUUUUUCAAAUAUGUUGAAUACGACUCAGCUCCAUAUCUUGGCCGAUUCAGAUGAACAUGAAGUUGUUCAACAAGUCCAGGAGCUUUUUGCUGAUUUUGUUGCAAUUGACCCCUACCAUUUCACUUUGAACACACCAUCCAAUCAUAUGUAUAUGCUUCCUGCUGUUAUAGACCCUCCAAAUCUACACAACUACUGUGAUCGAAUUGUUGAUGGACUUGCAGCGAUCUUUUUGGCUUUUAAAAGGAGGCCCGUUAUUCGAUAUUCACAGACAUCUGACAUUGCUAAAAGGAUAGCACAAGAAGCUUCGAAGCUGAUGUACCAGCAGGAAAGUGGUCUUUUUGAUUUCAGACGCACAGAAAUUUCUCCCUUGUUGCUUGUAAUUGAUAGGAGGGAUGACCCUGUUACUCCAUUGCUGAAUCAAUGGACUUAUCAGGCCAUGGUCCAUGAGUUGAUAGGUAUUAAAGAUAAUAAGGUAGAUUUAGGAAAUGUUGGAAAAUUUUCGAAAGAUCAACAGGAGGUUGUAUUGUCGUCUGAACAAGAUGCCUUUUUUAAGGCUAAUAUGUAUGAAAAUUUUGGAGACAUUGGAAUGAGUAUAAAGCGGAUGGUGGAUGAUUUUCAGCAAGUGGCAAAAAGCAAUCAAAAUAUCCAGACUAUAGAAGACAUGGCUAAGUUUGUUGACAACUAUCCAGAGUAUAGGAAAAUGCAAGGAAAUGUAUCUAAGCAUGUAACCCUGGUCACAGAAAUGAGCAAGAUAGUUGAGGAGCGAAAGCUUAUGUUAGUUUCACAAACAGAACAAGAAUUGGCAUGCAAUGGCGGGCAAGGAGCAGCAUUCGAGGCUGUCACAAAUCUUUUGAACAAUGAAAGUGUCUCCGACAUUGAUAGACUACGCCUUGUUAUGUUGUACGCUUUGCGGUAUGAGAAAGAGAGCCCUGUUCAAUUGAUGCAGCUUUUCAAUAAACUGGCUUCUCAGUCUCCCAAGUACAAGCCAGGGCUUGUACAAUUCCUUCUAAAGCAAGCAGGGGUUGAUAGACGAACUGGAGAUCUGUAUGGUAACAGGGAUAUCUUGAAUAUUGCCCGUAACAUGGCUCGUGGACUGAAGGGGGUUGAGAAUGUGUACACUCAGCAUCAACCUCUUCUUUUCCAAACAAUGGAGAGCAUUGCUAAGGGAAGGUUGAGAGAUGUGGAUUACCCCUUUGUUGGGAAUCACUUUCAGCAGGGCAGGCCACAAGAAGUGGUGAUCUUUAUCGUUGGUGGGACGACGUAUGAGGAAUCACGUUCGGUUGCUCUACAAAAUGCAUUGCAUUCUGGCAUUCGUUUUAUACUUGGAGGUUCCUAUCUUCUUAAUUCUAAAAGGUUUCUGAAGGACCUUGAAGAAGCUCAACGGAUUGCUCGCUCUAGCAGUGGUGUUGUUUAAAUUUGAAAAUUUGCAACUUGGAGGAUUUUGCUAUUUGGGUAGCGUGUUUUUGUAAGAAAAUCAGGAAGCGAUAGUGAACAGAGUAUAUAAGAUCUUCGUGUAAAUUGUAGUUGUUCAUAUUGACUUUUUGCUUAUGGUCUUGGUUUUGUUUAUUUGUUUGCACUCUCAUAUCAAUUUUAUUUUGUUUAAAAAAGAUGGAACGGCACGAAUAUGCA
Messenger RNA from Cynara cardunculus var. scolymus (artichoke), 2194 nucleotides. Its product is annotated as vacuolar protein sorting-associated protein 45 homolog. Gene Ontology annotation, cellular component: Golgi membrane. NCBI's taxonomy places the organism in Eukaryota, Viridiplantae, Streptophyta, Magnoliopsida, Asterales, Asteraceae. The transcript is spliced from 13 exons. The coding region runs from base 273 to 1979 and encodes 568 amino acids. The record is from RefSeq and is a predicted model, not a curated record. Gene Ontology annotation, biological process: intracellular protein transport; vesicle-mediated transport.